Molecule: messenger RNA, 1875 nt
Organism: Seriola dumerili (greater amberjack)
Lineage: Eukaryota; Metazoa; Chordata; Actinopteri; Carangiformes; Carangidae
Gene: srms
Product: tyrosine-protein kinase SRK3-like
Exons: 8
Coding region: 117-1631 (504 amino acids)
Biological process (GO): cell surface receptor protein tyrosine kinase signaling pathway; innate immune response; protein phosphorylation
Cellular component (GO): extrinsic component of cytoplasmic side of plasma membrane
Molecular function (GO): non-membrane spanning protein tyrosine kinase activity; signaling receptor binding; ATP binding
Source: RefSeq, a predicted model, not a curated record
GACUGUCGGCUGGAAAAGGCCGUUUUCAGCGGACUGAUAAAGCCUGAAGCGCGUCUCGUUGAUCGGUGUCAUAAUAAAGCCUGGAAUAAACCCACCGGGCUCCUUCAUGUCCCGGGAUGGAGAGUUGCUGCCGUUCAUGUAUGCCGUGUUUAAGCCGGCUGUGGAACUGGAUAUGGCCCGACUUCCGCUACCCAAACGUCCCCAACCACAACCAUGUAAUCGCCAACCCGGCGGCGCAUGCGGCGGAGAUCCGCACCGUGUCCGGCGAAAUCCGCGUCCCGUCGCCCAAGAAGCGGCCGGUGCAGCUGUACGCGGCGCUCUUCGACUUCGUGGCCCGCAGCGACGACGAGCUGACGGUGAAGGAGGGGGACAAGCUGUCGGUGAUCGAGAAGCGGGGGCAGUACGUGCUGGCCAAGAAGCUGACCGGGUCUUUGGAGUCCGGACUGAUCCCGGCGAACUACGUGGCUCUGCUGCAGGACGAGUUCGCCAAACACAAGUGGUACUAUGGCAACAUAAACCGAGUGAAAGCUGAAAAGCUGCUUCUGGCUUCCCAAAACAAAGAUGGCUCCUUCCUGGUUCGGAUCAGUGAGAGUCACAGCGAUGAGUACACAAUCUCCGCCCGCAGUGAGGGGAAAGUGUACCACUUCAGGAUCCAGCGCUCCACCAUCGGUGCGUACUUCGUCUCAGAUAAGAUCUCCUUCGCCACGCUGGGAGAGCUCAUCUCCUACUACCAGAAAACCCCCCGCAGCCUGGGGGUGCUGCUGGAGGAGCCCUGCGCCCAGCAGCGGGAACUGUUCGACAUGGAGCCGUGGGAGAGACCUCGAGAGGAGUUCAGGCUCCACAAGAAGCUGGGAGAGGGACACUUCGGAGAGGUGUGGGAGGCUCUGUGGACCACAGAGAACAAGAGGGUAGCCAUAAAGAUGCUGAAACAAGAGGACACAAAGCAGGACGAGUUUGUGAAGGAAGUUCAGGCGCUUAAGAGCCUCCAUCACCCGAAACUGAUCCAGCUGUUGGCCAUGUGCUCCAGAGGAGAGCCGGUCUACAUCGUGACUGAACUCAUGAGCAAAGGAAGCCUCAAGUCCUACCUUGCCUCUGCUGAAGGCCAGGUGCUGACAUCAGCUCACCUGAUCUACAUGGGCAGUCAGAUUGCGGAGGGCAUGGCCUACCUGGAGGACAGGAACAUCGUCCACAGAGACCUGGCUGCUAGGAACAUCCUGGUGGGAGACGAUCUGGUCUGCAAGGUGGCCGACUUUGGACUGGCUCGUAUUAUUAAGGACAGUGUUUAUACAGCUAGUCGAAACACAAAGAUCCCAGUGCGGUGGACAGCACCUGAGGCGGCGAUCUACCAGAGGUUCUCUGUGAAAUCGGAUGUUUGGUCGUUUGGUGUGCUGCUGUAUGAGAUGAUGUCACGUGGCAAAAUGCCUUAUGAAGGAAAAAGCAACAAGGAGGUGUUGGAUCUGCUGUCAUCAGGGUUUCGGCUGCCCUGUCCAACCCGCUGUCCUCAGAACAUUUACCGUAUCAUGAUGGACUGCUGGGCGGCUGAGCCCUCCAAGAGACCGUCCUUCCACGCCCUGCACAGCCAGUUGGAUUCAAUCUAUGCCAGGAUAUAUUUCAAGACCAUAGAGGUAUAGAAAGAAGGAGACACUUAGAGGUUAUGAAUGGUGCAAGAGCAGAUCCUCUGCAACUGGUCUUUGACAGACGGAUGGGACUACAAAAAUGAAGGAGAACGGAAAAGGGAAAGAGAAAUAUCCAGGAAUAUUCUCCUCCCUUGUGCAAUACACUUCCACAAGAAGGUACAUGUACUUUAAAAACACCAAGGUGUGAAAGGACAGAGGGACAAAGAGCAUCUGAAAUGGACAUACACAAGAUCGAGAG